Messenger RNA from Tetrahymena thermophila SB210, 4380 nucleotides. RefSeq names its product ABC transporter C family protein. Lineage: Eukaryota; Ciliophora; Oligohymenophorea; Hymenostomatida; Tetrahymenidae. Gene Ontology annotation, molecular function: ATP binding; ABC-type transporter activity; ATP hydrolysis activity. Gene Ontology annotation, cellular component: membrane. The record is from RefSeq and is a predicted model, not a curated record. Gene Ontology annotation, biological process: transmembrane transport. The transcript is spliced from 8 exons.
AUGUUGAAUCUAAAUUAAGAGAGAGAAAGGUUGGAGAUGAUACUUUAGACAGAAGGUGAUUAAGCAAUCUAGUCAGAGACAUCUUCUCAGCUCUAAAAGUAUACAUCAAAUAAUAUUAAUAACCUCAACUUAAAUGAAAAUCUAUGCACAGAUUAAGAGAUGGUUGAGAUUGAUAAUAUAAAAGAUCAAAAUUAAGAUCAUAUUGAAAAAGACUAAGAAGCAGAGGAAGAAAAAAAACAUAUAGAAAGGGAAAUUAUCUCUUUUGAAUCUAUGAAUAGGAUAGAUAAAGAAAGACAGCAUGCAUGGAAAAAGUUUAAUUUCAACUUUAAAACAAAUUGGUUUUAGCGCAUCUUUCUGAUAGAUCUUCUUUACCUUUUAUUCCAUUGCAGAAAAUCAGUUAAAGAUCAUAAAGAAAUCCAUUUAAAUGAUAUUCCUCACUUAUUCCCUGAGGAUUAAAUUAGCAAUUUGAGUAAAAAAUUCGAUGUUUAUAUUUAAAGGGAACAGGUUGAGCUGGAUAAGAAAGGAAAGGAGAUUGGAGCGAUAACUAUGCUCAAAGUUUUUUUAUUGACCUUCAGAUUUUCUUUUUUUAUGGAGUUUUUUUAUGUCUUCAUGUUGAACGCAUUUAAGAUUGUUUCUUCUAUUUGCAUUAGAAACCUAAUUAACGAUAUCGCUUAUUAAGAACCUGCUUCAAAAUAAUAUAUGUGGGCUGCAAUUAUUGCUGUCAGCAAUUUUAUCUAAGUUUUAUGCAUGCAUCAUGCAAAUAAAAUUAACUAUUCGCUAUUCUCUUCAAUCAGAGUUAUGUUUAUGAAAACUCUUUACUAAAAAGUUUCAAAUCUCUCAGCCUAUACCAUAAAAGAAGCAAAUGUAGGAAAACUUGUUAACAUUGUAUCAAGUGAUUUAACUACUAUUGAAGUUAAGAGCUUUUUAAUUAUAUCCCUGAUGGUAAUACCUUUUGGAUUAAUAUCCGUUGCUGUAGUAUUAUACUUUAGAUUUGGAAGCUUUGGUGUUCUAAGUCUUAUUUUGAUGAUUUGCUUUAUACCUAUUUAAAUAUAUGUUGCUGAAAAGAGUUCCAAUGCCUUCGCUUAAAAAACAAACUUAGUAGAUAAAAGAAUCAAUCUAACUAAUGAAGUUAUUGAAGGUAUUCGUUUAAUUAAAAUGUAUGCUUGGGAAGGCGCAUUCAAGAAAGCAAUUGUUGAAGUUAGAAAGUUAGAACUUAAAAAGGUCUUGACAAUUUUAAUGUAUUUCAUUUUUGAACACUCACUGUCUGCUACAUCAGGUGUUUUGGCUACAUAUUUUGUCUUUGCUUUAACUCAUAGCUAUGGAGAUGCAUCUUAACUAAAUAUAGGAAAUAUGUUUUCCACUCUCGAUUUAUUGUAGUACACUAAAUAAGCUAUGAUAUCAUUCGCAGGAUUCGGAAUAAGUGGUGCUCUAGAGUUAAGAGUAGUAUUUCAAAGAAUGGCUAGCGUUUUUAAAAUAAAAGAAAAUCUAAUGGCUUCUGUAGACGGAAAAAACUAAUACGAAACAGCUGUACUCGAUAAUGGAGAAAUUAAAAUGAAAAACUUCUAUGCCUAUUGGAAAGGUGAUGAGCCUGUUUUGAAAGAUAUAGAUUUACACAUAUAAUAAGGAGAGUUUGUCUCAAUAGUAGGAAAGAUAGGUUCUGGUAAAUCUACAUUACUUAAUUGCAUUUUGAAAGAAGUGCCAAGGUUUAGAGGAAGUUUUUCUUAUAAAGGUAAGCUUGCUUAUGUAGAAUAAGAACCUUAUAUAUUUAGUAGCUCUGUUAGAGAUAAUAUUGUUUUCGGUAAAAAGUACAAAGAAUCCUUUUACAAUUAAGUUGUUGAAGUUUGCAAUUUACUUGAUGAUUUUAAGCUCUUAUCAAAUGGUGAUUUAACAGAGAUUGGAGAAAGAGGUCUAAACAUUAGUGGAGGUUAGAAAGCUCGUAUUUCUUUAGCAAGAGCUUUGUAUUCUCAAGCUGAUAUAUAUUUAUUUGAUGAUCCACUAUCAGCUGUUGAUGCUAAAGUAGCAAAAUCUUUAUUCUAUGGAGCAAUUAAAAAAUUUUUAAAGAACUCAACAGUAAUCUUGGUCACCCAUUAAAUUCAUUUUACAAAAGAUUCAGAUAGAAUUAUUAUCAUGAAUGAGGGUUAAAUUACUGAUUCAGGCACUUUCAAUGAACUUGAAGAAAAAUUAAAAAACCUAGCAAAUUAUAUUUAAUUAAAUGAAUCUCACAGUAGAAGUGUAAGCCGUAUUGAAGAUUUUGAAUAAUUAAAGUAAAUUAUAGAAGAAGAAAAUGAGGAAAAAAAGUAAUUGGAACAUGUCACUGCUUAAGAAAAUUAGUAAACUCAAUAAGAUUAGAAAAUGGAAUCAUAAAUUAAUCAUGAAAAAAAAAUGGAUGCUGAGAACAACACUCCUUUAGAGUUAGAAAAUAAAAAAAAUGAUGAAGAUCUUGCAAAGGUUGAUGUUGAAUUGAAAUUAGAAGAAGAAUAGAAGAAAAAGGAGAUUUAAGGACUUUAUACCAAGGAGUCAAAUGAAAAUAUUUCUGUGACCUUUUAAACUUAUUGGAAUUUUAUGAAAUCUUCUAAAUAUAUAGCUCUUGUACCUUUGAUGAUUAUUUUAUUUUUUACCUGUGAAGUUUUAACUACUAUUUUUACAAAUGCAAUUGGAUACUAUAAUUAACCUGGCUAUAUGAAUCAAAGUGUUAUAGAUGCUUUAGGUUAUAUAACACUUGGUUAUUAUCUUAAUGCUGUAAUCAAAUAUUUAAUUAUCAUAAAUUUCUUAAACUCAAGUAGCUAAAGUCUUCAUAACAAAAUGAUAGAAUCAUUAGUAAGAUCAAAAGUUCUCUAUUUUGAUUAGACUUAAAGUGGUAGAAUUAUUAAUAGAUUUUCUACUGAUUUAGUUAUUGUUGACUAAAGUUUACCUCUAACCUCAAUAGACUCAAUUGAAAUUCUUUGCACUCAUAUUGUUCUUCUUAUUAUGCUGAUUAUUAUUAAUCCUUAUUUUAUUAUUGUAGCAUUCUUUUUGAUCUUAAUUUUAUACAACUUUAUGAUAAUUUCUAAAGUUUGCCUUAUUGAAUCAAAGUAAACUGACUUGAGAAAUCGUUCUCCUGUCUUUAAUUAUUUUACUACUACGGUAUAAGGAAUUUUACCUUUAAGAGUUUAUGAAUAAACCAAGUUAUUUUAAUACAAAUUUGAUGAACUCUCAGAUGCUUCUCUAAGAUCUUCUUGUUGUUAUUGGUAUAUUACCAGAGCAUUUGGUGCUUACGUACAUGGAUUCUCUUGCAUAGCUGGUAUUAUUGGUAUUUUUAUGCUUAUUGCUAUAGGUAAAAGUGGUUCAUAGGUUGGAUAAUCUAUUGUUUACUUUUUAACGAUGAGUGAUAUUAUUUAGUGGGGUUUAAGAUAAAUGAUCUAAACUGAUGUCACUAUGUCUAGUGCAUAGAGAAUACAUAACAUGUGCUAACUUGAACCAGAGCCAGCUCUAGAAACUAGCUAUGAUUAAUAGCAUAUUAAAUAAAAUCUCUAAGCUAAGAAAACAGAUUAAGGUGUUGUUUUAUAAGAAUAAAAAUUCCCAACAGAUGGUAAAGUGGAAUUCAUAAAUGUUAGGAUGAGAUACAGGGAAGGAUUGGAUCCUGUACUCAAUCAAUUAUCCUUUACUAUAAAUCCAGGAUAGAGAGUUGGAUGUGUGGGUAGAACUGGAGCUGGAAAGUCUUCUAUCAUAACAGCAUUAUUUAGAAUGACAGAAAUCGAUGACCCAACUGAUGAAAAUGAAGAAAUAGCCAUAAAAAUUGAUGGCCACAUGACUAAAUAACUAGGAUUGCAUACUCUUAGAGGCGGUAUAAGCAUGAUUCCUUAGAUUCCUUUUAUUUUUAGUGGAACUAUUUUGAGAAACUUAGAUCCUCUUGGGGAAUAUACCGAAGAAUAAAUUAAAGAAGUAAUUGAAGAAAUAGGAUUAUCAGAAAAAAUUCAAUCUUUGCCGAAAGGAUUGCAUACAGAUAUGUCAAAUGCAAGUGAAGUGUUUAGUGUAGGCUAAAAGUAGUUAAUAUGUUUAGGUAGAGCAAUCUUAAAAAAGAGUAAGCUUUUAAUUUUAGAUGAAGCUACAGCCAAUGUAGACAUGGUGACUGAUGAUUUAAUUUAAAGAAAAAUCAAAGAAAGAUUCAUAAAUUCAACUGUAAUAACUGUAGCACAUAGACUUAAUACUAUUGCUGAUUAUGAUAUGGUAAUAGUAAUGGAUAAAGGUAAAGUUAUUGAGUCUGGUGAUCCCUACAUACUACUUUAGCAAGAUUCUAGUUACUUUAAAGCUAUGGUAAACCAUACUGGAAAGAAAAAUGCUAAAACUAUUAUGGAUAUUGCAAAAUAGGCACAUUUAUAAAAAAAAAAAGAUUAACAUUGA